CGCACGUGGGCGCCGCUCUAGGCACCGCCUCCUCUCGAUGCUCCUGUCCUGGGCGCGCAAUGGAAACCGGCUGCUGGUUGCUUGGCGGCGAGUUCGAGGACUCGGUGUUCGAGGAGAGGCGGGAGAGGCGGACUGGACCGCUUACGUCCUACCGCGCCAAGCUCUGCGAGCCGCAGUGGUUUUAUGAAGAAACGGGGAGCAGUGAUGAUGUUGAAGCUCUGACUAUCCAGAAAUUCAAAGGGGACCUGGCCUACAGACGGCAGGAGUAUCAGAAAGCACUGCAAGAGUAUUCCAGUAUCUCAGAAAAACUGCCAUCUACGAAUUUUGCCAUGAAAAGGGAUGUCCAGGAAGGCCAGGCUCGGUGUCUCGUUCACCUGGGAAGGCACGAGGAAGCCCUGGAGAUUGCUACAAACUUGGAAAAUAAGGCAACUAACACAGACCAUUUAACUACUGUGCUCUACCUCCAGUUUGCUAUUUGUUCAAGUUUGCAGAACUUGGAGAAAACAAUUUUCUGCCUACAGAAACUGAUUUCUUUGCAUCCCUUUAAUCCUUGGAACUGGGGCAGAUUGGGAGAGGCUUACCUGAAUCUGGAGCCAGUGCUUGCAGCGUUGCUUGCGUCAUCUCAGAAACAGAACAGUUUCACCUCGAGUGACAAGGCUAUCAAAUCCUCUUGUCCCCACUCAGGAAAAGACUGUCUUUUGUGUUUCCCUGAAAUGUUGCCUGAGAGCUCUGCGUUAUCUGUGGAAACGAGCAGUGGUAAUAACCAGAAGAAUGAGAAAGCUUUAAAAAAUAUUCAGAACUGUAUGGCAGAAGAGAGAGCAGCAGUGUUGCUAGAAACUCAGAUGAAAGCCUGUGCCUCUUUUAUACGAACCAGGCUUUUGCUUCAGCUCGCCCAGUCUCAGCAAACAUCGUUUGCUUUGGAGAGGAACUUAAAGACUCAGCAGGAAAUUGAAGCUAAAAUGAAAGGGUUCAGCUUCAAAGAAGACACUUUGCUGUUGAUAGCAGAGGAGCAAUGACAUGCAUCGAAGGAUUUUAAGGAUGGAAGUGAUUUGAUCUUGUUUGUGUUUAAAAAUCUUUCUGUUCCUGGUAAAGCCCAGGGUGGCAGCAGGGGUCAGGGCAGGAGUGGACUCAGGAGCCGGUUGGAAGGCCAUGCUGAUAUCAUGCUGUCACUCAUGCUGUUGCAGCUGCCUGAUUUUGCACCUCACCCCCGCCCCAAUCUUCUUCAUCCUCCAAGCCUCAAUCCAGCCCCCUGGACCUGCCGGCAGAAGUGGGAGCUCCCUCCUGGCUGACCCCAGAGCACUUUCUUAGCUCAUGCUGAUCUUAGAGCACACACCAUACCACACCCUGUGGUCAUUCAUCUACAUUUCCUAAGGAGAGAGAGGAGUUCUGUGUCCCCAGCAUGUGGCACAGCCCCUGUGCUAGUGAGACCCUCAACAAGAGCUGAAAUGUUGAAAUGCACACCCUCCCCACUCCCACCCCCGCGACUCAGCCAGAGAAAUGGACAGAGCCCUUCAGUUUGGGAAAACUGUGUGCAACCAGAGGGAGGGACCCAGAGACAGGUGGACUGAAAGGAUGGGGUGAAGGCUUUUCUGAUUGAUUUUUUGUUUUUAUUGGAAACGGCUCUAAGGGUCCCAGGGAAAAGGAUCCUCUGAAAGGCUGGCAAACAGAUCACCUUUGAAUGUUGAGAGCAAAAACAUUAUAGUUGUCCUGCCCUCCCUUCAGAAGCUGGAUUCUCCACAGUUCCCAGGAAUGGCCCGGCAUGUCUUCAAGCCCACUGCCACCCUCCUCCUGGUACCUCCCAUAUCAAGCCCGACCUGGCCUCGGCAGGCGCUAACGAGCUGGAGAUCCUAGUCAAGGAAGCUGGUGACCCUGACCCAAUCACCUACCCUCUCUGUGCCUCAGUUCCCAUCUGUCAUUUAGAAGAAUAAUGCCUCCCUCAAAGUGUCACGAGGAUUAAGGGACUUCCCUGGCUGUCCAGUGGUUAGGACUCUGCACUUCCACUGCAGGG
Molecule: messenger RNA, 2008 nt
Organism: Delphinapterus leucas (beluga whale)
Lineage: Eukaryota; Metazoa; Chordata; Mammalia; Artiodactyla; Monodontidae
Source: RefSeq, a predicted model, not a curated record